Phacochoerus africanus (Common warthog) is the source of this 4569-nucleotide messenger RNA. It is a transcript of the gene ATP2A2, whose product is annotated as ATPase sarcoplasmic/endoplasmic reticulum Ca2+ transporting 2. Gene Ontology annotation, molecular function: P-type calcium transporter activity involved in regulation of cardiac muscle cell membrane potential; ATP hydrolysis activity; ATP binding. NCBI's taxonomy places the organism in Eukaryota, Metazoa, Chordata, Mammalia, Artiodactyla, Suidae. The coding region runs from base 594 to 3722 and encodes 1042 amino acids. Gene Ontology annotation, cellular component: membrane. The transcript is spliced from 20 exons. Gene Ontology annotation, biological process: intracellular calcium ion homeostasis; regulation of cardiac muscle contraction by calcium ion signaling; calcium ion transmembrane transport. The record is from RefSeq and is a predicted model, not a curated record.
GGCGGAUAAAUGCUAUUAGAGCAGCCGCCGCGGAGCCGUCCCCGACGCCACCUCCUUCUCCUCCGCCGCAGUUUCCUCCGUUGCUGUCGGGGGUGCGGAGCUGAGUGAACAGGGCGAGCGCGCCGCGCACCACCCCGCAGGCUCGCCUCCCUCGCUCGGUUCGGCUCUCAGGAGUCAGCCGAGCGUCCCCUCCUCCGGCCCGGCCCAGGCGGGGCGGAAAACCUCAGGAGAACGGGGAGGGGGCUCGGGGGCUGCGGCCUGCGCUCCCGGCGGGCGGUUGAGGGUGAAGGAGGCCCUCCCUUCUGACGAGGGGAGGGAGGGUCGGAAGCCCCCCCUCGCCCCCCCCUACGGUCCAGCUGAGCCCGGGGCGGGCGCCGGCGAGGGCCGGGCUGCGAGAGGGGCGGUUGUCUGGGGGAGGGGGCGCGGGGUGAUUCAGCGCCCGGCGAGGCGGAAGCGGCCGGAGGAGGAGAAGGAGAGGGACAGGCCAGUCCGCGCCUGGGCGCCCAGGGUGGCACGAGCCCGCGGCCCGAGUGCGAGGCGGAGGCGAGGAGGCCGCGGGGACUGGAGGCGAGGCCGGCCGGGCCCCCGCAGCCAUGGAGAACGCGCACACAAAGACGGUGGAGGAGGUGCUGGGCCACUUCGGCGUCAACGAGAGCACGGGGCUGAGCCUGGAGCAGGUCAAGAAGCUCAAGGAGAGAUGGGGCUCCAACGAGUUACCGGCUGAAGAAGGGAAAACCUUGCUGGAACUUGUGAUUGAGCAGUUUGAAGACUUACUCGUUAGAAUUUUAUUGUUGGCAGCAUGUAUAUCUUUUGUUUUGGCUUGGUUUGAAGAAGGCGAAGAAACAAUUACAGCCUUUGUAGAACCCUUUGUAAUUUUACUUAUAUUAGUAGCCAAUGCAAUUGUGGGUGUAUGGCAGGAAAGGAAUGCAGAAAAUGCCAUCGAAGCCCUUAAGGAGUAUGAGCCUGAAAUGGGCAAAGUGUAUCGACAGGACAGGAAGAGUGUACAACGAAUUAAAGCUAAAGACAUAGUUCCUGGUGAUAUUGUAGAAAUUGCUGUUGGUGACAAAGUUCCUGCUGAUAUAAGAUUAACGUCCAUCAAAUCUACUACUCUAAGAGUUGACCAGUCAAUUCUCACAGGUGAGUCUGUCUCUGUCAUCAAGCACACCGACCCUGUCCCUGACCCACGGGCUGUCAACCAAGAUAAGAAGAACAUGCUCUUUUCUGGUACAAACAUAGCAGCUGGCAAAGCCAUGGGAGUGGUGGUGGCAACUGGAGUUAACACUGAAAUUGGCAAGAUCCGGGAUGAAAUGGUAGCAACGGAACAGGAGAGAACACCCCUCCAGCAGAAACUAGAUGAGUUUGGGGAACAGCUUUCCAAAGUCAUCUCCCUUAUUUGCAUUGCAGUCUGGAUCAUAAACAUUGGGCACUUCAAUGACCCAGUUCAUGGAGGCUCCUGGAUCAGAGGUGCUAUUUAUUACUUUAAAAUUGCAGUGGCCCUGGCUGUAGCAGCCAUUCCUGAAGGCCUGCCUGCUGUCAUUACCACCUGCCUGGCUCUUGGAACUCGUAGAAUGGCAAAGAAAAAUGCCAUUGUUCGAAGUCUCCCUUCUGUGGAAACCCUUGGUUGCACUUCCGUUAUCUGCUCAGACAAGACUGGUACACUUACAACAAACCAGAUGUCAGUCUGCAGGAUGUUCAUUCUGGACAAAGUUGAAGGUGAUACUUGUUCCCUGAAUGAGUUUACCAUAACUGGAUCAACAUAUGCUCCUAUUGGAGAAGUCCAUAAAGAUGAUAAACCAGUAAAGUGUCAUCAAUAUGAUGGUCUUGUGGAAUUGGCAACAAUUUGUGCUCUCUGUAAUGACUCUGCUUUGGAUUACAAUGAGGCAAAGGGUGUGUAUGAAAAAGUUGGAGAAGCUACAGAGACUGCUCUCACUUGCCUGGUAGAGAAGAUGAAUGUCUUUGAUACUGAGUUAAAGGGUCUUUCUAAAAUAGAACGAGCAAAUGCCUGCAACUCGGUCAUUAAACAAUUGAUGAAAAAGGAAUUUACUCUAGAGUUUUCACGUGAUAGAAAAUCAAUGUCAGUUUAUUGUACACCAAACAAACCAAGCCGGACAUCGAUGAGCAAAAUGUUUGUAAAGGGUGCUCCCGAAGGUGUCAUUGACAGGUGUACCCACAUUCGAGUUGGAAGUACUAAAGUCCCCAUGACUCCUGGCGUCAAACAGAAGAUCAUGUCUGUCAUUCGGGAAUGGGGCAGUGGCAGCGACACACUGCGAUGCCUGGCUCUGGCCACUCAUGACAACCCGAUGAGAAGAGAAGAAAUGAACCUUGAGGAUUCUGCCAACUUUAUUAAAUACGAGACCAAUCUGACUUUCGUUGGCUGUGUGGGCAUGCUGGACCCUCCAAGAAUCGAAGUGGCCUCCUCUGUGAAGCUGUGCCGGCAGGCAGGCAUCCGGGUCAUUAUGAUCACAGGCGACAACAAGGGUACCGCUGUGGCCAUCUGCCGUCGCAUUGGCAUCUUCGGGCAGGACGAGGAUGUGACGUCAAAGGCUUUUACAGGUCGGGAGUUUGAUGAGCUCAAUCCUUCAGCCCAGAGAGAAGCCUGCCUGAAUGCCCGCUGUUUCGCUCGAGUUGAACCUUCCCACAAGUCUAAAAUUGUAGAAUUUCUUCAGUCUUUUGAUGAGAUUACAGCUAUGACUGGGGACGGUGUGAAUGAUGCUCCUGCUCUGAAGAAGUCCGAGAUCGGCAUUGCCAUGGGCUCUGGCACCGCGGUGGCUAAAACUGCCUCCGAGAUGGUCCUGGCUGAUGACAACUUCUCCACCAUUGUGGCUGCUGUGGAGGAGGGACGGGCAAUAUACAACAACAUGAAGCAGUUCAUUCGCUACCUCAUCUCGUCCAACGUGGGAGAAGUUGUCUGUAUUUUCCUGACAGCAGCCCUUGGAUUUCCUGAGGCUUUAAUUCCUGUCCAGCUGCUCUGGGUCAAUCUGGUGACAGAUGGCCUGCCUGCCACUGCACUGGGGUUCAAUCCUCCUGAUCUGGACAUUAUGAACAAACCACCCCGGAACCCAAAGGAACCACUGAUCAGUGGGUGGCUCUUUUUCCGCUACCUGGCUAUUGGCUGUUACGUUGGCGCUGCUACUGUGGGUGCUGCUGCAUGGUGGUUCAUUGCUGCCGACGGUGGUCCGAGAGUGACCUUCUACCAGCUGAGUCAUUUCCUACAGUGUAAAGAGGACAACCCGGACUUUGAGGGAGUGGAUUGUGCAGUCUUUGAAUCCCCUUACCCAAUGACAAUGGCGCUCUCCGUUCUAGUCACCAUAGAGAUGUGUAACGCCCUCAACAGCUUGUCAGAAAACCAGUCCCUGCUGAGGAUGCCACCUUGGGAGAACAUUUGGCUCGUGGGCUCCAUCUGCCUGUCCAUGUCACUCCACUUCCUAAUCCUCUAUGUGGAACCCUUGCCACUUAUCUUCCAGAUCACACCGCUGAAUUUGACCCAGUGGCUGAUGGUGCUGAAAAUCUCCUUGCCUGUGAUUCUAAUGGAUGAGACCCUCAAGUUUGUGGCCCGCAACUACCUGGAACCUGGUAAAGAGUGUGUGCAGCCUGCCACCAAAUCCUGCUCGUUCUCGGCAUGUACCGAUGGGAUUUCCUGGCCCUUUGUGCUGCUCAUAAUGCCGCUGGUGAUCUGGGUCUAUAGCACAGACACUAACUUUAGUGAUAUGUUCUGGUCUUGACUGACAGUUUUACAUAAAGAUGUUUAACUUAAUCAAUUAAUUUUUUUAUUGUUUAAAGCAACUGUCUAUUUCUGCUGAAUUUUCACAUGAACAUACUGGCUGGUAAAGGAGGUUUCAUACUCUAGAUUUUGUUUUGCUUUUUCUGACUCCAGUGGGGCAAGAUUUUCCUUUUUUAUACACAUAAUUAAAGUGUCCAUUGACAUGUACAGAGAACUAACACUAUUUUAUGCAAAUAUUUUUUUGUAGAUGAAAAAGCAUGUACAGUGUUCUGUUUAAUACUCAUCCUUGUAUAAAAAAAAAAGUUGAGCCAGCAGACAUUGUCAGCAAAUUAAUUGGCAGCAGAUUUUAGGAAAUGAAUGUGUGUGGUUUUUUCUAAGACUAAAUAGCAUGUAUUGUGUCUUCUGCAUGAUCAUCUGGAUUUAAUCUGAGAUCACAGUCUAAUUUUUAUUCAUAAGCCAAUUUUUCUGCACUGAGCAGAGUACUGCUACCUCAGUCAGUAUUUUUUGGUUUGCCACCCCCCCCCCCAUCACCCUUCUCAGCCCUUGUCACCUCCACCCCAUCCUCCACCCCCGCCCUGCUCGGCUGCUUCUCCUGUAGGGUUUUGAUGGUUCUGUUUACAUCAGUCUUAACAAGAGGUAUGCCUGUUCUCGCUUGUGCAGAAAACAUUGUUCCAGAUUCAGUCAACUGGGUUCGUGUCCCCUCAUGUAGUUUUUAAGGUUAUUUAUUUAAAUGUCUAGUGUAUUUUAUUGUAACAGACAUUGUUUUGCCAACAUUGCCUAUUUCAGUGGCACUUCACAAUCUAGUUUAAAAAGGAAAAUAAACAUUUUAAAUGGACAGAGAAAAAUAA